UAUACGUAGUAUAAUUUGAACAUAAAAACAUACAUACCGAGUAUAAUUUUCUUAAACUUUUGUCCACCUUAUCUAUACUCCGUUGUUAAAUACGGGAGCCAAUAAGCCAAGUGGGGUUGAAAGGUCAUGAUGUGGACGCAAUAGUCAAAAUUUGGUUCAUAUCCACGUUAGAUCGGUUGGCCGAGAUUGACUAGGACUUCAUUUAAUUGUGACUUUAAUUAUAUAUCUUCUUCUAGAUUAGGCACUUUCUUUAAUUUAUCCGUACCUGCAACUAUUAUAAGUUGCGGUAUUGUUUUAAUGUGCAGUCUUUAUUUGUUAUUAUCAUCAUAACAAUAAGCGCUUAAACUUCUAUUUUUGCUUCCAGUUGGGACAACUUUCUGUACGUUGUAAUGGCGGAACGUGUCCACAGCCUACGGGAGCGCCUUGAUGCCACUUUGGCCGCUCACCGCAACGAGAUUUUACUCUUCAUGUCGAGGAUUGAAGGCCAUGGGAAGGGAAUCCUGAAGCGCCAUGAGCUCCUAGCAGAGUUUGAAUCCAUCUGCAAAACUGAUCAGGACAAACUCAAUGAUCAUGCCUUCCAGGAAGUCCUCAAAUGCACACAGGAAGCUAUAGUUUCUUCACCAUGGGUUGCUCUAGCUAUCCGUAUGAGGCCCGGUGUUUGGGAAUAUGUACGCGUUAACGUCAAUGCUUUAGCGGUUGAGGAACUGACUGUUCCUGAGUAUCUGCAAUUCAAGGAAGAGCUUGUAGAUGGAUCUGGCAAUGGUAACUUUGUUCUCGAGCUUGAUUUCGAGCCAUUUACUGCAUCCUUCCCCAAACCCACACUCACAAAGUCAAUUGGCAAUGGAGUUGAGUUCCUCAACCGCCACCUCUCGGCCAAAAUGUUUCACGACAAGGAGAGUAUGGCUCCGCUCCUUGACUUCCUUCGAGUUCACCAUUACAAGGGAAAGACUAUGAUGCUAAAUGACAGGAUUCAAAACUUGAACACUCUUCAAAGUGUACUAUGGAAAGCUGAGGAGUACCUAACCACCCUCCCACCCGAAACGCCUUACUCCGAAUUUGAACAUAAGUUCCAAGAAAUUGGGUUGGAAAGGGGUUGGGGUGACACAUCAGAGCGGGUGUUGGAGAUGAUCUGCAUGCUAUUGGACCUCCUUGAGGCCCCUGAUUCUUGCACCCUUGAGAGAUUCUUGGGGAGAAUCCCUAUGGUUUUCAAUGUUGUAAUCCUUUCCCCACACGGCUAUUUCGCCCAAGAAAAUGUCUUGGGCUACCCAGACACUGGUGGCCAGGUAGUGUACAUUUUGGAUCAAGUUCCCGCAUUGGAGCGGGAGAUGCUGAAACGCAUUAAGGAGCAAGGACUUGAUAUCAAACCACGGAUCCUCAUUAUCACUAGGCUACUACCGGACGCGGUUGGGACAACUUGUGGUCAACGGCUUGAGAAAGUGUAUGGGGCAGAAUACUCUCAUAUUCUGAGAAUUCCUUUUAGAACUGAGAAAGGAGUUCUUCGCAAAUGGAUAUCUCGAUUCGAAGUCUGGCCAUACAUGGAGACUUUCACUGAGGAUGUUGCAAAGGAGAUUACUGCUGAGCUACAGGCAAAGCCAGAUUUAAUAAUUGGAAAUUAUAGUGAGGGUAACCUGGUUGCUUCCUUACUGGCUCACAAGUUGGGUGUUACACAGUGCACCAUUGCCCAUGCACUAGAGAAGACGAAAUAUCCUGAUUCUGACAUAUACUUGAAAAACUUUGAUGAGAAAUAUCACUUCUCAUGCCAAUUCACUGCUGAUCUCAUUGCUAUGAACCAUACUGAUUUCAUCAUCACCAGCACCUUCCAGGAGAUUGCUGGAAGCAAGGAUACAGUUGGACAGUAUGAGAGCCACCAGGCAUUCACAAUGCCUGGACUCUACAGAGUUGUCCAUGGAAUUGACGUUUUUGACCCCAAAUUCAACAUCGUCUCUCCUGGAGCUGACUUGAACUUGUAUUUCCCCUACUCUGAAAAGGAGAAGAGGCUAACUGCCCUUCAUCCCGAGAUUGAAGAGUUGUUGUUCAGUGAUGUUGAGAAUGAGGAACACCUAUGUGUGUUGAAGGAUCGGAGCAAGCCAAUAUUGUUCACCAUGGCAAGGUUGGACCGUGUAAAGAACCUAAGCGGACUAGUUGAAUGGUAUGCUAAGAACCCAAAGCUAAGGGAACUCGCAAAUCUUGUCGUGGUUGGUGGGGACAGGAGGAAGGAAUCAGAAGAUUUGGAGGAGCAAGCAGAGAUGAAGAAGAUGCAUGAGCUUAUCAAGACAUAUGACCUGAAUGGACAGUUCAGAUGGAUCUCUUCACAGAUGAACCGUGUGAGGAAUGGAGAGCUAUAUAGAUACAUAUGCGACACACGGGGGGCUUUUGUUCAGCCGGCUUUGUAUGAGGCAUUUGGGUUGACUGUGGUCGAGGCCAUGACCUGUGGUUUGCCUACCUUUGCAACUAAUCAAGGCGGUCCCGCUGAGAUCAUUGUUCACGGGAAGUCCGGUUUCCAUAUUGACCCGUAUAACGGUGAUCAAGCCGCUGAGCUGCUUGUCAGUUUCUUUGAGACGUGCAAGAAAGAUCCUUCCUAUUGGGAGACCAUUUCAAUUGGCGGCCUCAAACGUAUCCAGGAGAAGUACACAUGGCAAAUCUAUUCAGACAGGUUGUUGACCCUGGCUGCUGUUUAUGGAUUCUGGAAGCAUGUUUCUAAGCUUGAUCGGCUUGAAACCCGUCGCUAUCUCGAAAUGUUUUAUGCUCUCAAAUACCGCAAGUUGGCGGAGGCCGUACCCUUAGCUGAUGAGUGAAAGACAAGCCCACAUCUGUUUUGCUGCGGCUGAAUAAUUGAACGAGUCUGGUCUUCUGCAUUUUAAUAAUUCCUGUAUUUCCUAAAAAAUGAUGUUUUUUUGUGUAUUUUAGUUUUAAUUUUUAUGUAGUGGUGGGUUCGGGGGAUCAGACAAGAAUAAAAUUUAACAAUUCAAUGUUGAUGGUAUGAGAUUAAAAUUCAUUCAACUUGUCC
Cuscuta epithymum is the source of this 3007-nucleotide messenger RNA. The record is from the annotation of a GenBank genome assembly. NCBI's taxonomy places the organism in Eukaryota, Viridiplantae, Streptophyta, Magnoliopsida, Solanales, Convolvulaceae.